Messenger RNA from Erinaceus europaeus (western European hedgehog), 3453 nucleotides. RefSeq lists its product as uncharacterized. The transcript is spliced from 20 exons. The record is from RefSeq and is a predicted model, not a curated record. Lineage: Eukaryota; Metazoa; Chordata; Mammalia; Eulipotyphla; Erinaceidae. Bases 41 to 952 code for a protein of 303 amino acids.
GAGAGGUGGUACCUGAGCAGAGGAUUGAUCGUGUCAGACAAUGGGAAACAUUUGUUGCUCUAAAGGUGCGUGCAGGGUCCUGCCACAGCAGUCAUCACCAGUUCUGGACUUCCCAGUGGAACAUGUCAGUGAAGGAGAACAGGCUGCCAGCACUCCAGUGCUUGUCUUCGGAUCCAAUGACCUGUAUACUCCAAAUUUAGAGGAAUCCAGCCCUGUGUUCACAUAUCCUCAGAAGUGGGCCAUUCCAGUCAGGGACUGUCUGAAACCUCUGUCAGAGAAGAACAGUUUGAUAAACGAUUGCAUUUUGGAGUCACUUGAGGAUUUGCCCACAAGUGAAGAAUUUCCAGAGGGUUCUGAUACAGGUGUCUUCAGUGGUGGAUCAGAGGGAGAUGUGUCUUCAUCUGACACUGAGGUAGCACAUACUUCUACCUCAAAGAAGCCACUGAAGAAGCGGUUUAUAAAGGUGAAUCUACGAAACCAGGCGAGAGAUGGAAGACUGAAGGGAACUGAGGUGGUGCGGAUAUCUAAAUUAUCGAAAGAUGUUACCUUCCUGGAUUCAGAUGAGGACAGCAGUGGAUGCAGUAGUGACAGUUUAUCCCAUGUUUCACUACCUGGAAUGGAAGCUCCAAUCACCUCCACCACAUUCACUGAAGAGUUGCGACGGUUGAAUCCAAGUUUCGAGACUGGUAAAGGUGAACCUCAGUUGACUACCAUGGCUCCAUUCUUCUCCACCCGAAAUGAUGUACAGUUCAGAAGGCUGAAUCCCAGUCUUGAGAGUGGUGUAGGUGGACCUCAGCAGAUUGACAUGGCUCCAUUCAUCUCCACCCGAAAUGGUAAGUAUUCUGGGCUGACUCUCUUGCUGACGACAAAGUUGGUGCUUAUUCAUGCAGUGCACCCUUGGUGUCUUCACUCUGGAGAACCAGCUUGGCUCCAGGUCUCUAUGGGGAAUUGAUCUUGGGGAGAUGAACAAGUCAGAAGGAUGAAUAUACAUUUGGAGACUGGUGAGGGUGGACCUCAACGGACUGAGGUGGCAUCAUCAUCAUCCUCCAGUGAUGGUUUGGCUUUGGAGAGUUCAGAUGAUGAAAGCCUCCAUGACUGAGAGACUCCAGUUAGAUGGUACUGUGCAAAGAUGGCUAGCUGCCUGAGGGCUCUGGCAGCCACAGCACUCCUGACAGCAGAAACAUCCAGAAUCUCACUGGGCCAACAGCUUGAGGUUUUUCCUCCAUUCUAGGUCUGUAGUUUGAUAGAUUCAGAGAUAUUUAUGGAUAACUGAUACUUGAAUAACUAUUAGGCUAUCUUCCUAUGCCACCUUCCCUCCCCCCUCCGCUGUCAUAGCUCUCUCUUAAAGUUUGUAAUGGGUUAAACCUUGCUACUUUACUACCAGCUCCUCGGAUUUUAGGACAUAAGUGUACACAUAUAAUUGCUCAUACUUAUGCCAGCAGGCAAGACUUAACUGUCAGACCCAGAACAUAUAUGGUUCACAGAUUGCAGUAGCUACAUAGUCAGUGGUGAAAGGAAGGCUAUGGUUUCCUCAACUGAACUUAUACUCAGGUCCUCUUGGAACCUCAACCCAGAAGGCUGAGCUUAUAGCAUUAAAUAGGGCACUUAGCCCAGGAGAGGACUGUUGCCUAAACAUAUAUACUGACCCCGAACUAUUCCUUUAUGCUAGUCAUACCUCCACAGCUAUAUGGAAAGAAUUUAGAAGGCUGACAGGGAAAUAUUCUGAUUAAAUAUGAUGAGGAGAUUUUAAAAUUACUACAUAUAGUCCACUUACCCCAGAAAGUACCUAUCACACACUGCUGGGGACACCAUCAAAAUGGUGUAAGUGUGGUCUGUAAUGGAAAUCACAGAGAAGGUUCAGAGACCAAGCAGGCAGCCACUAGGACUCUACCUUUGGCACUAGAUUUAAUUCCUAGCCUAAAUCUAGAUACUCAGCCUCAGUAUUUCACAGAAAAUGAUGGUUGGGCUCAAGAAAAUGGAGGAACCAGAGUUGCUGGAUGGUGCUUGGUAAAUGAUCAAUAUUUUCUUCCCAAAGCUAAUCAAUUAGUGGAAGAUAAUCAAACACAUGCAUGAUUUAUUCCAUUAGGGGGAAAAGUCAUUCUUAUGGCCUCUCAGCACUUGUUCACAGGCCCUGGACCAACUUCUCUUGGUCCGGCAAGUUUUCCAGGCAUACCCCACUUUUUCUUAUAGUACCUCUGGAGGCCUUAAACUUAAUCUAGUAAAGCCAGUUCAGAGAAAGGGAGCAGAUCCUGAGGUAGAUUGUCAACUGGACUUUGUCCAUAUGUCUCCCUGAGGAGGGGGUACAAAGUUCUAUUGGUAUUAGUAGACACUUGCAUGGAACAGGUCCAAGCUUUCCUAGCCUGGAAAGAGAGGGCAACUAAAGUUGCCACGGUUUUAUUAAAAGAUAUUUUUCUUUUUUUUAAUUUUUAAAAUUUUUGAAUUUUUAAAAAAUUUUUAUUUCCCUAUCAUUGCCCUUGUUUAACAUUGUUACUUGUUAUUGAUGUCGUUUUUGUUGGAUAGGACAGAGAGAAGUGGAGAGAGGAGGGGAAGACAGAGAUGGGGAGAGAAAGACACUUGCAGACCGGCUUUACAGCUUGUGAAGCGACUCCCCUGCAGGUGGGGAGCUGGGGGCUAGAACCGGGAUCCUUACGCUGGUCCUUGCGCUUUGCGCCAUGUGAGCUUAACCCACUGUGCCACUGCUUGACUCCCUAAAAGAAAUUGUUCUUAGUUCUGGAUUUCCUGGGAGGUUACAGAUGACAGUUGUCCAUCAUUACAGCCCAGGUCACUCAGGGAGUAGCCAAAGCCAUAGGAAUUAAAUACUAUUUACAUAUAGGGUGGCAGUGACAGUCAUCAGGCAAAGUAGAAAGCAAGAAUAGGACUUUAAAACCCCAUCUGGCUAAGUUAUGCCAGGAGACACAGGGUAAAUGGCUUGCUUGACUACCUGUAUCUCUUCUUAGGAUUCAUAAUUUGCCUCACCUAAGGAUGACUUGUAGCCCAUUUGAGAUGGUUUAUGGUAGGGCAUUCUUGAAUAUAGAUUUGAUAGUAGACCCUGAAACAGUAGCAAUGACUAAACAGAGCUCCAGUGCCUCUUGCACAAAUGGGGAAAAGUACCUCAAGAAGGGAAAGAUCCUGGUUCUCUAAUUGUUCAUCUUGGCCAACAGGCUUUGAUCAAGUUCUGGCCUAAAGGACAUCCUUAAAAGGAAAAAUAUCGUUGAACUCCCAAGUGGCAAGAUCCUUUCACAGUGAUUCUUUCUACCUCCACUGCAGUGAAUGUCCUGGGGAUCAACAACUGGAUCCACAUCUCCAGAGUGAAGCUGCCUCCUAUUUGCACACAAGCUGCUCCUGAGACAUCAGCUAGGACAGUCUCCACUCAAUGUCCUACAAAUAUGACUUAAUACACUAUAGAACCCCUGGAAGGACUUUUUUUUUCUUUAAAUAAGAUAAGACAAAGAC